AUGCAGAAAAUCAGGGCCAGAAUGCUAGCAGCACAAAGUAGACAAAAAAGUUACGCGGAUGUCAGGCGAAAAGAUUUAGAGUUCGAAGCAGGUGACAAGGUGUUCCUGAAAGUGGCGCCAAUGAAGGGAGUCCUGAGGUUCAGGAAGAAGGGUAAGCUAAGUCUGCGCUUUGUAGGGCCAUUCGAGAUUUUUGAGCGGGUCGGUUCUGUGGCUUACCGUUUGGCCUUGCUACCGUCCCUCUCCGCAGUCCAUGAUGUAUUUCAUGUCUCCAUGUUGCGGAAGUACUUAAUGGACCUAUCGCAUAUGGUGGACUUUGAGCCCUUGCAACUGAAUGAGAACUUGAGUUACAAGGAAAAGCCCAUGCAAGUGGUGGCCAGGGAGGAGAAAGUUUUGCGCAGCAAGGAAGUGCCAUUGGUGAAGGUCUUGUUGCAGAACCAUCAGUUUGAGGAAGCUACUUGGGAGCGAGAGGACAAGAUAAGGGCACUACAUCUAGAGCUCUUUCAGGAUUAG
Molecule: messenger RNA, 510 nt
Organism: Benincasa hispida (wax gourd)
Lineage: Eukaryota; Viridiplantae; Streptophyta; Magnoliopsida; Cucurbitales; Cucurbitaceae
Source: RefSeq, a predicted model, not a curated record